Messenger RNA from Mycena indigotica, 1947 nucleotides. RefSeq lists its product as uncharacterized. Gene Ontology annotation, molecular function: ATP binding; ATP hydrolysis activity. The record is from RefSeq and is a predicted model, not a curated record. NCBI's taxonomy places the organism in Eukaryota, Fungi, Basidiomycota, Agaricomycetes, Agaricales, Mycenaceae. The transcript has 6 exons. The coding region runs from base 1 to 1947 and encodes 648 amino acids.
AUGGCUUCCCUCGUAACACGGCUUCUGGGUAGUUUGCACACGGCAAAUCCCCCUUCAAAGCCCGGGCAUGUCGCGUCGUCCGUUGGGUUGUUUUCAGCACUGGGCGAGUUCGUUGGUAGUGCCAACGCCCUCUUUCACGCGUAUGGCGGGUCCAGCAUCAAGCUGCUGAUGCUCGGCUCCGUAAUUGAGACUGGCAGGAGGAUAUUUCGUUGGUUCAUAACGCGCUUUAGCAUUGAAUAUUGCACGACCAUUAGACUCAACAGCGGGGACCCGGCAUACGAAUGGGUGGUCCUGUUGUUGACCCAAGAGAACGUUUGGCGCCGGUCGCGUGAAUUUGUCGUUACCGCUAACAAUUCGCGUCGCAAAUGGGCUGUACGGGCUACCACCAAAGAAGAAGGGUCCAAGAUCAAUGCAGAGUAUGUUCCAACAUACCAAAGACCGCAGCUCUUUCGAUGGAGGGGAUACUGGGUGGAAAUCCAGCGCUUAGGAAACGUAAACGCUGUCGAAACACCCGCUGGGCCCUAUGGAGGCCAAGGGACGAGUAUGUCUGUGACUAUCUACACGCUUGACAUGAAUGUUCUCUCCGACUUUGUCGAAGAUGCAUACGACCGCUACGUCCAGGUCAAUCGACCUCAUGUCGUCGUGCAUAUGAUAGACUCAAACUUUGGUCCAAAUCAGCUUUGGACGAGUGUCAAGCACAAGAUGAAGCGGCCGCUAAGCUCGAUUAUUCUGCCAACCGGGGUAGUCGAUUCCAUCGUGGAAGAUGCAAAGGAGUUCAUUAACACCGAAAACUGGUAUGCGGAGGCAGGAAUUCCUCAUCGAAGAGGCUACUUGUUGUAUGGGCCGCCAGGAACGGGAAAAACUUCAACGAUAUACGCUCUUGCUGGAGCGCUGAACCUCGAGAUAUAUGUUCUCUCACUGUCGUCUCGCUUUGUCGAUGAUGCAUAUCUGCAGCGAGCAGCUAGCGCCAUUCCCAAACACGGCAUUUUUGUUAUCGAAGACAUUGAUUGCGCCUUUCCCUCCCGAGAUGACGAUGAUGACAUGGACGAUGCUGCCUACACUGCUUUCAUGCACAACACAAAUCCCCACCGGUCUGUGCGUGGAAUGGCGCGCAUGGCAGUCCCAGCUGCUCGUACUGCGGUGACUCUUUCCGGUCUCCUCAACGUUAUCGACGGUGUCGGCUCGGAAGAGGGGAAACUGUUCUUUGCGACCACCAACCACAUCGAGCGCCUUGACCCGGCACUGUUGCGUCCCGGAAGGAUUGACGUCAAGCUCCAAUACGAGUAUGCUACGAGAGACCAGGCGGAGGCAUUGUUCACGCGGUUCUUCCCAGAACGACGAUUCCCGCAGUUUACUGCCAACGGUGUACAUCAAGAUGAGCCACGAGCAUCACCGCCUCCAGCGUAUUUCCGCCAACCGCUUACGGCCGACCUUCCUGACCCGGAUUUGGACUCUCAGCCAUUGACUCUGCCUUUCCUCGCCAACGUUUUUGCGUCGCGUAUUCCGCCUGGCGAGUUCACGACCGCAGAACUGCAGGGCUAUCUCCAAGGCUUCAAAACGGCGCCGGUGAAUGCCGUCCGAGGAGCCCUUGCCUGGGUCGAACGAGAACGGACGGAACGCGAUGAGAGAAUGCGGGAGAGGGAGCAACGGCGGAUAAAAGUGAAGGAGCGGAGAGCUGCAAUGGCGAAUGCGGCGCCGGGCCUUACGGUCUCUUACACCCAGCCACCGGCCUCCGCGACAAGAAUCAUACCCGGCAGCUCUGUCGUUGUUAACGGUGGGCCUGCGGUGCCUAUGGUAGUUCCUGGUGUCGCAACGCCACCUACCGCGCCUGUCGUCACGGUGCCGCAAAUUCCAGAGACGCCAGCUCACACUAAUGGGAUGAAUGGAUAUCAUGGUGUUGAUGGGGAGAAGUCGCCCCCUACCAAGCCACCCGUCGAAAACAACUGA